AUGAGGCCUGAGAACCUCACAUCUGUCAUUGAGUUCAUCACCAGCCACCGAAGGUCCCAGAUCCUGCUUUUUGUUGUUAUCCUUCUCAUCUACACAUAUAUAGUCAUGGGAAACAUGUUGAUCAUCAUGCUGAUCUGGGCUGACCCUCAUCUCCACAUGUCCAUGUUUUUCUUCCUGAAGCACUUUGCAGGCCUAGAGAUCUGUUAUGUCACCACCAGCAUCCCCCAGAUGCUGGCUCACCUCCAGACUGGGAAUGGAAGAAUUUCUUUUAGACAUUGCACAGCCCAGAUGUAUGUCAGUAUGUGCCUGGGCACUGUUGAAUUCUUUCUGCUGAGUGUCAUGGCCUAUGACCGCUACUUGGCCAUCUGCUGUCUUCUGCUCUACACUAUUGCCAUGGGCAGGAGUAAGCAGCUGCAGCUGGUAUCAGCGUCCUGGGCAGGUGGCUUCUUCACUGCUCUUGUAUAUGUGGGCUGCGUCCUCCACCACCCCUACUGUGGACCCAACCACAUCAACCACUUCUGCUGCGAGUUGCCUCUUGUGCUGAAACUGGCGUGUGCAGAUACCCACAUCGCAGAGGCCAUCAUUUUUGUGUUUGCAGGGGUAGUCCUCAUAGGUACACUUGCAGCUAUCUUGACCUCCUAUGCACUAAUACUUUCCACUGUGUUACGGAUGAAGUCAGCUGCCGGAAGGCACAAGGCCUUCUCCACCUGCGGCUCUCACUUGCUGGUGGUCUCUUUGUACUAUAGUACUGUUAUUGCCACGUAUAUGAGACCCAGGUCACGGUCAUCUCCUGACCUGGACAAACAAGUUGCUGUCUUUCAUGUCAUGAUCAGCCCAAUGCUCAAUCCUGUCAUUCACACCCUGCGCAAUAAGGACAAUCAUGCGGCAGCGGUGAAAAUAUUGCAAAGAUGUUGA
This is a messenger RNA of Heteronotia binoei (common prickly gecko), 915 nucleotides long. RefSeq names its product olfactory receptor 2D3-like. Gene Ontology annotation, biological process: G protein-coupled receptor signaling pathway. The record is from RefSeq and is a predicted model, not a curated record. Gene Ontology annotation, cellular component: membrane. The transcript has a single exon. Lineage: Eukaryota; Metazoa; Chordata; Lepidosauria; Squamata; Gekkonidae. Gene Ontology annotation, molecular function: olfactory receptor activity; G protein-coupled receptor activity. Bases 1 to 915 code for a protein of 304 amino acids.